This is a messenger RNA of Symbiodinium natans, 1230 nucleotides long. Lineage: Eukaryota; Dinophyceae; Suessiales; Symbiodiniaceae. The record is from the annotation of a GenBank genome assembly.
AUGGCGAUCUACACUCUGCCAGAGCAGGACGUAAAGGAUUUUCUCGCUUCCUAUGAGUUGUUUGACCGGGAGCGUGUGUCCGGGAGCCAUGAUGUCCAGAACACCGUGAACUACUACAAGGUGCUGAACCACCUUUGUGCCGUGGGGGAAGUAGAGAAGAUGUACAUUCCACCCGUGGUAGAUCCGAGCCUCAGCAUCUUCGAAAACCAGUUGCUUUGGGAAGAGGCCACGGCCGACCGCCUGGGAAUCAUGCCUGGCGGUCGAGUCCUGGACCUUGGCUGUGGCCGGGGACGAGUCGCGCACCACGUGGCGAGCUACACUGGCGCCCAUGUCACCGGCCUCAACAUCGACAGGAGCCAAAUCCGCAUGGCCCAGGACUAUGCCAACGUUACGGACCUCCUGGGGAAGCAGCUGAGCUUCGUCUAUGGGAACUUCAACGACCCCUUACCUUUUGCGGACGAGACGUUCGAUGCUUUGUACCAGGUACAGGUUCUCACGUACACUGUCGAUCCCCGGAAGCUUUUUCGGGAGAUGUACCGGGUGCUAAAGCCCGGCGCCAAGCUCUCCUUCCUAGACUGGGUGCAGUUACCAGACUACAAUGAGACAGAUGCCUAUCACCUGGAGCUGCUGAAGAAAGUGAAGCCACUACUGGGGGCUGUGUGGACCCCAAAGGUGUCCGACUUCACGGGGCCUCUUCAAGAGGAAGGUUUCCACAUCCUUUCCAGCCAGGAGGCCAGCAUCACAGGGGGCCAAUAUGCCUUGAUCGAGAAGGCCCGGAGCUUCUUCGAGGCCACAGGCAUGCUCCUGCGGGCCUUGGCUAAGCUCCACCUCAUCCCGCGACAUUUCGUGACGCUUUUCGACCGCCUCACACAAGACGGUGAAGCUUUCAUGGAGUCGGACAGGCUGGGCCUUUUCACCACCAGCUGGCAAAUCGUGGCGCAGAAGCCGCCGACCGAAAGAGCAGAGGUCAACGACGCACGAUGCCUGGUUGCAAUCGCCGUGCGCGGAGCUGCUGUGCAGGCCAGCGCCGCUGGGGAGGAGCUUGCAGCACUUGGCCACAGCUCACCCCAGAUGUUGGUCCAGGACACGGACAUCGACACCACCACCUUGGAGUUUGGUCAAGAGCCUUCCAGGGAUUUCAUGCUGGGCUUCUGCGUGCUUCUUGCCGCCUCGGCAAGUCGCGCGGAGCACCCGCUCUCCCGAGGGCUGGAGGCCAGCUUGGAGGAAUAG